Python bivittatus (Burmese python) is the source of this 1079-nucleotide messenger RNA. RefSeq names its product replication protein A3 (gene RPA3). NCBI's taxonomy places the organism in Eukaryota, Metazoa, Chordata, Lepidosauria, Squamata, Pythonidae. Gene Ontology annotation, cellular component: site of double-strand break; DNA replication factor A complex; nucleus. Gene Ontology annotation, biological process: double-strand break repair via homologous recombination; mismatch repair; base-excision repair. The record is from RefSeq and is a predicted model, not a curated record. Gene Ontology annotation, molecular function: damaged DNA binding; single-stranded DNA binding.
UGUGGUAAUCCGCUCGCGCUCCAGUAGGAGAGCGGAAGCAAACAUUUCCCGCCAAGGAGAAAAGCUGGGGAGCUAGCCUGGAUUUCGUUCCGAAAUGGCCGAUAUAUUAGAGGGCCCCCGCGUUCGUGUAACUGCAAGUCAGUUGGCGCAGUACGUUGGAAAGCCUGUCUGUUUCGUGGGACGUCUUGAAAAGAUCCAUCAAUCUGGGAAAUUCUUCUUUCUAUCUGAUGGAGAAGGAAAAAAUGCAGUGAUUGAGCUGAAUUCACCUCUUGAAGAAGAGAUCUCUGGUGUUAUUGAAGUAGUAGGAAGAGUUACAAAUCAGUUAAAUAUCAUGUGUUCAUCAUAUAUCCAAUUCAAAGAAGAUAAAAACAUGUUUGAUCUUUCACUGUACAAUGAGGCUCUAAAAAUUAUCCAUGAAUUUCCUGAAUACUACCCUUUCAGUACUAAUGUAUGACUGAUGCUCAUCUUGAUAGCAUGAAAUCAUUUUAUAAUGUUUAUUGAACAAAACUAUGAAGAACAUCGUGAGGAACAACUUUUCUAAAAAUGAAGUUUAGAAUAAUCUGUUAUGGCUACCAUAUGGUACAAGCUUUUGGAUUUCAUAAUUGUUUUCCUAUCAAUGGAUUUCAGUGAUUAUAAUCUGAAUGGACAAUAACCUGUCUGAUGUAAACACUUUGAGAUGAUCUUAUGUGCAUGAAAAAUACUCAGAGGUUAAAAGAAGUUUCACUGAGCAGAUCAUACUUUUACUACAAUAAAGAUAAUUAUGGUUUUUAUCAGGCUCAGCCUGACCUGAGUGUGCCAGACUUGGAAAGAAUGGCAGAGUUCCUUAUCUCCUAUCAUAUGAGUAUGUAUCUGUCUAAACAGAAUGACACAAUUAUGGAAAUGUGCACAUUAUGUUUAUCAAAGCCUGAAAUACUUCGGCUAUUUUUGAUAUGUUAAUGAGGAAUAUGUUACCUGAUUUGAUUUACCAUAUGCCUAGCCUACAAUUCUCUAUAUAACAACCUGUUACAAUCUGUUUUGAGUUGGUUUCCUUUCCAACAUUAAUAAAUCCACUAGAUGUGACUGGUGUCUUGUACUUAAAA